Molecule: messenger RNA, 744 nt
Organism: Rotaria sp. Silwood1
Lineage: Eukaryota; Metazoa; Rotifera; Eurotatoria; Philodinida; Philodinidae
Source: the annotation of a GenBank genome assembly
AUGGAUGGUACGAUAAAAAGUGAUGAUGAAUCAUGUAUUAGUGUUAAAAGUGCUAUACCAAUAUAUAUUACAUAUCUUUUAUCUUUAUGUGAACAUGGUGAUCUACAUUUACGUGGUGCAUGUGCAAGUUUACUUGCUACAUUAAUUCAAACAACAAUUCAUCUUUUAUUAAACAAUGUUCACUUGUAUCAACUGAUUCACAAGACAGUUCAAGGAAUUAAAUUAUUAGAAGAUUCUAUUCAACAUACUACAAGUUCCUGUAUUCUUGCUGAAUUUGCUCUAGCUCAACUUAUGGAUGAUAUUGAUUUUCGAAUAUUAACUUAUCUUGAACAACAAUUAAAACAACAGUACCCUGAUAUACGUGUUCGUCAAGCAAUUGCUUCGACUUUUGUUAAUCUUAGAAAAUAUAUUAAUACAAAUGAAAGUGAUUUUCAAGCUGCUGUACUCGAUUUACUUGUUCAAUUACUUUUAAUUCGUCAUUUUAUUUAUUGUAUUGCUGAAUUUCUUGUUAUGUUAUCACAUGAUACACUUCAUUCAAAACAAGUUAUUAAAAUACAAGAUUUAAUAAAACAUUAUGAUUCAUUAUUCGCAAGUGGACAUGAACCUGAAACACAUGUUGGAAGUCAUUUAUUCGUUUCUGAAGGAAUACAUUUAUAUGAAAGUGGUCUUAUCUUAGUUUUAUUAAUUGAACAAUUUCUUCCAUUACCAUUAAAUAAACAAUUAUUACCUAAAUAUAUACCAUAA